This is a messenger RNA of Acanthaster planci (crown-of-thorns starfish), 6185 nucleotides long. Its product is annotated as atrial natriuretic peptide receptor 1-like. The record is from RefSeq and is a predicted model, not a curated record. Gene Ontology annotation, biological process: intracellular signal transduction; protein phosphorylation; receptor guanylyl cyclase signaling pathway. Gene Ontology annotation, molecular function: peptide receptor activity; protein kinase activity; guanylate cyclase activity. NCBI's taxonomy places the organism in Eukaryota, Metazoa, Echinodermata, Asteroidea, Valvatida, Acanthasteridae. Gene Ontology annotation, cellular component: plasma membrane.
CCUUUAGUGACACUGAACACAGAAAACUUCCUUUGUCACACGGGAAGGCCAGACUUUUGGAGGUUGCUCACCAGCUGGAUUAGGGGACUGGCUUACUGGAAUGAGAGGUGCACGUUUAGUGCGAUGGUUGAGGACGUCUGAUGACGUCUCGUGCUUUUUACCCGAAAUAGAUCUGUGCAUAGUUGCCAUGGUUUGAACGUGUGAGCGUCAAAUCGUACGGAGUAUGUCAAUAUUGACGCUUACUCUUGGAAACAGAAACAAAACUGCCUGGUGAUUUUUUUCCCAGUCAGCGUCGAUGAGUUUGAGGGUAUGGACGUGAAGAGAAUUUUGUGAGCUUGCGUACAGUAUACGGACCAGCGUGGUGCGUGGUUCCACACGGAUAAUGAGGAUGUAGGAUCUGAUGUGAGCGCAGAGUGAAUGUACGGUGACGACAGGUGAAUUACAAUAUCACUUUAGACGGACGGAUGGCGCAGACAAGGCAGCACAUGUCAGUGGAGAAACCGCUCUAUCUGAUGUCUUCUAGGUUUCAACGCGCCGUAAUGAACAUACAACACCGACGCGCCGGUUAGUGCAAAUUGGAACUUAUGCAUAUCGCGUGAGAAUGAGACUCAGACUCGAGACUAUCCAGUGGCGUAUUUAUGCCAUGAUUUCUAGCGAUCGGUCGACUUUGGUGUGCGUCUGCAUUCUCUGGACGGUUCUCGAUCCGUCCGUGGCCAGGAAGAUCAACCUGGGGUUGCUGUUCCCGUGGGAGGGAUCCAAUCCCGUGGGCUCCUAUGGUGGGGGUGCGGCUGCAAUAGCCGUGGACAAGGUCAACUCGGAAGGCAGACAGGAGUAUGGGGCCAUCCACGCCGCCGGGCUGGAGUUCGACUACAUCUGGAGGGACACCAACUGCGAGACCAAAGUGGGCUUGCCCGUCUUCAGCGACUUGCACUACGAAAACGAGCUGGGGGUGCCGAUCGAUGCCUACAUCGGCCCCGGCUGCAGCAUCAUCUGUGAGCCUGGGGGAAUACUGGCCGCGCACUGGGGCACGCCCGUCGUCUCCUGGGGCUGCACCUCAGACACGCUGUCACAGAAGGAGACCUACCCGACCUUCGCCCGCACCACCAGCCCCAGCAAGUUCGUGGCGCCGUUCUUCACCCGCAUCAUGCAGCACUUCGGCUACGACCGGGUGGCCAUCAUCUACUCCUCCCACCAUCUCUGGUCUCUGACGGCUCAGAAUAUCAAGACGGACCUGGAGGAGAACGGCAUCAUGGUGUCGGUGUUUGGUCAGUUCGAGCCGCUGGAGAAACUGGCUGAGGCCAAUAAGGCCAACAUUGAGAGAGAAGCUCAGAACAAGAAGAAACAGCUCGAGGAUGCAAAAGAGCGUUCAAGAGUGUUUAUCAUUAUUGCUUACGGCACAGACGUCAGGAAUUUUUUGCUAGAUGCCUUGGAUCUGGGCAUGACCGACGGGACCUAUGCUUUCUUCACAACGGAAGUCUCUCUGAACGCCAGAAACGACGUAAGCCAAACCAACGAUGGUCGUGACGACGACGCCAUCCGGGCGUUUGAAGGUCUUAUGGAUGUCAAACUGCUGAAACCCGAGACCGAUGCCUUCAAGGCGUUUGAGGAUGAAGUUCGCAACCGAACAUCCCAGAUGCCGUUCAAUUCGACUGUCUUUGUCAAUAACCCCGAUGCAGAGAUUGUAAUCGAGGCUGCCCUAUUAUACGAUGCUGUCCUCCUCUAUGCGGGUGCACUCAAUAGAAGCCUCAAUGCGGAAAAUUCGACAGAUGGCCGAACAGUCAGCAAAUAUCUCUUCACGAACAAUUUCACUGGAAUUGACGGUGAAGUCGUUAUUGAUGAGUCUGGAGAUCGACAUCCCAAUCUGAUGCUUCAGAACCUUUUUAAUGAACAGUUUACAACCGUUGCCAAUUACUUCAACAACGAACAGAAAUAUGUGGACCUCAACCGGACUAUAUACUGGCCGGGAGGAGGCUCGUCCCCGCCUGCCAACGGACCUGAAUGUGGAUGGGAUAACGUGAACUGCAUGCCGGCAUUAAGCACGAUCGAAUUAGUUUUUGUGAUCGUGGCUUCGGUCGUUACUGUAGUGGUGGCUUGUAUCGUCGCAUUCUUCGUGUACAGAAAUCGCAAAUACGAGGCUGAGUUGAGGCGGCAGGUUUGGAAGAUCAACUUUGACGACAUCGUCUUCUCCCAAGAUGAUCACAUGAGGAGGAAGUUCGGGACAAGCUAUGAAUUCAGCAUGGGAAAGUUUUCAUCACAGAUAAGCGAUCAUGCGCGCAUCAUGGACGGCAGCGCCGUAUCUUUAUUCAGCGCCAACACUUUCACCAAGGUCGGUCGUUACCAAGGUGCCUGGGUCGCCAUCAAACCGCUCAACAAGCCAUCCGUUAACAUCAACAGGGAAAUUCUCAAGGAAUUCAAACAGCUUCGGGAUCUCCAGCACACGAAUGUAAACCCAUUCCUGGGCGCAUGCGUAGAGCCUCCCAACCUCUGCAUUAUCUACAAAUACUGCAGCCGAGGCAGUCUGCAGGAUGUUCUCAACAAUGAUCACAUCAAACUGGACUACCUCUUCAAGUGGUCAUUUGCCAUGGAUGUGGCGAAAGGCCUGAAUCACCUGCAUUCCUCACCUAUCCAGUCCCACGGCAACCUACGGUCAACCAACUGCCUAGUGGACAGCCGCUGGGUCUGUAAGAUCUCGGACUUUGGCUUGGUCAAACUCAGAGAUGGGGCCGUGGACAAUCGGUUUAGCGAAGAGGCGAAAUUCGCAAGAAACCUUACGACGGCCCCUGAGCUCCUGAACCUGGAAAGGCCGCCACUGCAAGGAACUCAGAGUGGUGACUGCUAUUCAUACGGCAUACUGCUCCAGGAGAUAUUCCUCCGCGAUUCGCCGUACUGUAUGGUGGAACUAUCGGCUCGAGAUAUUAUAAAAUUGGUCAAGGCCUGCAAAGAUCCUCCGUUCAGACCAGUCAUCCCCGAGUCAGUGGACAGUCGAGUAGUGAGGCUGAUGCAGAGCUGUUGGGCUGCCGAUCCCGAGGCCAGGCCAUCUAUAGCCUCAGCCAUUAAAAAGCUUCAACAGUGUUCACAUGGCAGGAAAGGAAAUCUGAUAGAUAACAUGGUGGACAUGAUGGAGAAAUACACAGACCAGCUGGAGGAGAUGGUAGAAGAGCGGACUAAACAGCUGGAGGAGGAAAAGAAACGAACAGACGAACUUCUGUAUGAAAUAUUGCCUAGAUCUGUUGCAGAUGAGUUGAAACAGGGCAAAAGUGUAGAACCAGUCAGUUUCCCAGCAGUCACGGUGUUCUUCAGUGACAUUGUGGGAUUUACGCGGCUGGCAGCAGCAAGUUCUCCUAUGCAGGUGAUAGACUUGUUGAACAAUCUCUACACUGGAUUUGAUAGCACCAUAGAGAAUUACGACGUGUACAAGGUUGAAACCAUCGGUGAUGCGUACAUGGUGGCUAGCGGUCUGCCCGUCAGGAAUGGAGACAAACACGCCGGCGAGAUAUGCACAAUGGCCCUCGAUCUUCUCAGCUUCGUCAAGACGUUCCACAUCGCCCACAAGCCCGAGGAACAUCUGCAGCUCAGGAUUGGUGUCCACACGGGUCCCGUUGUCGCUGGUGUUGUUGGAAAGAAGAUGCCGAGAUAUUGCCUUUUCGGGGACACCGUAAACUACGCAUCUAGGAUGGAGUCUAGCGGGCUAGCUCUCCGAAUCCAUGUCAGUCCGGAGUGCAGGGACAUCCUGGAAAAAUUAGGAAAGUUUUAUCUGGAAAGGCGGGGAAGCGUACAAAUGAAGGGCAAAGGGACGAUUGAGACAUUCUUUCUUGUUGGCAAGGACGGGUUUACAAAAGAGCUGCCGAGUCUCACAACAGCGGUUGCUUUGGAGGAUCACGAGUUUAAGUAGUAUCCCAGAAUCUCUUCUCUUACCACUAUGACAUGUUCUCAGUUAAAUUACCUCUAAAAACGUAAUGUUAACAUUAUUUAUGACAUUUUGCUGGUAAUAAAUUACAUAGUUAAAACUUCUUUAUUGUUCACCGAAUAUGAAAUAAACAUCAAAACCUUGAGAAACUCCGAUAAAAAGGCAAGUUCUGACAACAAUUCAGUUCUGAAGCAAAUUUGGUUGAUACCUGCCAUCAUUUUUCAAAGCAGUUUUCCAUUCUAAAAAUGGCCAAAAUGUUUUGACAUUUAUUCCUUAUGAUAUAGUUCAAUAUCAAGUACACGUACCCUAAUAGACAGUGUAAAAAGGCGUUCAAGUAGGAUUUCAAGCUUUGUAUGGUGGAAGUUACAUGAGCACACCAUGGAAUCAAUCUCUUCAGAAGAGGUGUGGUUCUGAGAAGGACUGAUGAGUAUUAACUGAGAAGAACCGGUAAGUAUUAACCGGUGAGUUGAUACUUACUGGUUCUUCUCAGAACCUCACCUCUUCUGAAGAGACAAUUUCCAGGCUGUACCCGCAAACUUACGGCUCAGAUUGCAUUCAAUCGAAAACGUUGGUCAAAUCUUACCCAAAUCAGUCUAAUUUUUAGGUUAUUCCAGUCACACCGUUGGUUGAAACAACACUGCCCAACAUGUUUAAACCACAUUUUUCACAAAGUGAGGCUUCGUUGUGAGCGUGAGACAAAUUUGUGGGCGACUGACAUCAUUGCAGGGAUGUGAGCGAACCGAGAACAGAGCUGUAGAGACGGCUGUGUGGUUGUUUUCAUACGGAACGUGUGAAGCGGACGUUAAAGAGUUCUUGGACAGAAUUGUGGGUGGAAGGGAAAGCAGUAGUGAAACUGAUCUAUGCAUGAAAGAGGAAAACUAAAUACCAGAAAGGAGCUUUAGAAAUUUUUUUUACUGCUGUGGACUUGUUGACAACUGAAAAAAAAACGUGAGCUAAAAGAUGUGCAUUAUUUUUUCCCUUCAAAACGAACCAAUUCACAAGCGCUUAAGCGUAUCAGGGCUGUACAUCUUUUUUGUGCUCGUACGCUAGGGGCGGAAUAUACUAGGUCGCAAAAAUAACCUGGAAUGUUAUUACACUGGGCGCCUAAUCAAUAGUCAUAUACCCUGCGAUUCUAAGAAAAAAACCAACAUCAAUAACUUUUGGUGUUAACGGUAUGAAAUGAACGGCUGUGAAGCGUAACUGGUUAUCGUGAGAGUGCCAUCGGGGUGUCUGUGUCGUGUAUGGCCCAAAGGUUCUAAUGGCUGAAUGUGAUUUUCCUGCCUUUCAUUGAUUUGUAUGGACUACCGUGCCAGGAAAAUUUCACUCCUGAAAAUCCGAAGAUUUAAAGCGGUUUGUAGUGAUGCCGAAGGCAGACCACGAAGAAAAUAGAUUAAAAAAUCCUCGCAAUAUGGGCCAGGUAUCAUGUCAAGACUUUUUUCACCCCCUGAAUGAUACUUGUGUUUCUUGGUAUCUUUUGGGAAUAGGGUUAAAAUCUCUCCUUUUCCAUCUUGAAUGAAUUGCUUGUGCACAAUUUCGUUGACAUAGGGCAGUGUUGACUCGUUUCGUGUACCGGUAUAUCUUCUGACGGAAUUGACUGUUUCAAGUUUCGGCUCGCUUUACAAAAAAAGGUUUGCCUUGAAAACUUUAACAAGUUCGGCCUUUUUGCUAAAAAAGAAAGACUUUAUCCCAAUGUCCCCCGGCCACCUCGGAAAGAACAAGGCUGGUGAUGAGGACAUGAGCUUCAAAUUAUUUCCAGAAAGGGUAGCUGGCCAUUAUUUUUUAUUUUUUGCAUGUCUGUCCACCUGUUAUUGGUAACGGGUUGAUGCAAAUACAAAUUUAUGAGGCAGACAAACCACCAGCGGACCAGAGGUUAUUUAAAUCCUUAACCAACGAAGGCCUGUUUGCUUUUGGCAAAUGAUCUUUUCCCCAUUACUGUUAAGGCUUCUUGAUUAUUAAGGUUUCCUACUUAGUGCCGACAGAACAAAGGAUAGGACGUGCAAUUCUUUAACACGAUAUGUUUGCCGUUCGGUGUUGGGAUCAAAGUUUCUGUGAAUUAUAAUCUUUAAAUGUAGGCCUAGAUUCAUUAGGCAGAGGAAUUUUGACUUGUAAAUAACCAGUUCAUGUCAGCUGUGUCAAGAGAAUGUUUAUAUAUUGAAGGGAAGCAUAACUUGGGGAAAUGUUUUCGUCUCGUCUCCAUCAUGUUAGUCGUCAUCUGUGAUGUACAAUGAAAAGUUAUUUUCAUAAAACGCAACGUUUUACAAUACCUCAAUGAAAUGAA